Molecule: messenger RNA, 519 nt
Organism: Mustela erminea (ermine)
Lineage: Eukaryota; Metazoa; Chordata; Mammalia; Carnivora; Mustelidae
Product: arabinogalactan protein 1-like
Exons: 2
Coding region: 1-519 (172 amino acids)
Source: RefSeq, a predicted model, not a curated record
AUGAAGGGGUGGGGCUCAACCAACCGCAUAAAGGUUACUGUGCGGCUCGCCGGGGAAGAGGAGAGCUGUGAUGGGAGCAGAAGGAAGGGUUGGUGGGAGCGGAAGAGUCGGCGGAGUGGAGGCGCUGUAACAGCUCUUCUAAGAGCUAUAAUCACCGCCAGGGGUCCCGCCACCGAUCCCGCCUCCGGCGGCCCUGAGCCACCGCCUGCAGCCACCAGCCACCAGCCACCAGCCGUCUGCAGCUUCCAGCCGCCUGCGGCCACGCCUCCGGUGGUCCCACCUCCGGCGGCCCUGAGCUGCCUGCAGCUUCCAGCCUCCUGCAGUUCUUCCUCCAGCGGCCCCGCGCUGCCGUCUGAGGCCUCCAGCUGCCUGGGGUCCCGCCUCCGGUGGUCCCGCCUCCGGCGGCCCCGAGCCACCUGCAGCCUUCAGCCACCUGCAGCUUCCAGCAGCCCCGAGCUGCCCAGACACCAGCGGUCCAGCAGUCCAGCGGUCAGCAGUCCCCACGCCUGCAGCCCCUAG